AUGCAAUACCUUCCAUCAGUCAAGCGCAAGGUAAAAGAGCUGCCACUGCGGACGAAGCAUCUAUCUUCCCUCCACUCGAAGCUGAAUCAACGUCUGCCUCUCUCUAUGAGAAACUCCAUUGGAGAAGAUACGGCCCCAACGCCGUCAUCCUGCCCGUUCCUUCCCACAACAACACCGUACAGAGCAGCGCACCAGCGCGGCACCAGCCCGCCGCGUACCACUCUGGCACUGCAGUGGAAUCUAAACGGGUUUUUCAACAACAUCUGCGACCUAGAACUGCUAGUAGCCAAUUCCGAACCUCUGGCCAUAGCACUCCAGGAAAUCCACAGGACCACGCCAACUGCCAUGGACCGCGCUCUCGGCGGUCGCUAUAAGUGGUUCGCGGACACAUCCCCACCACAGAAAUACUCGUCGACGCUGGAAAUUCCGAUGGUAGCCGUCAGAGUCGAAUGGUCAUUUCCACUAACCAUCGCAUCCCUAUACAUUCCGAAUGGGAAACACAACGACUUACGCAACAAGUUGGUGGGUACCUUCGAAAGCCUACCAGCCCCGGUGCUUAUUCUCAGAGACGUGAACGGCUACUACCACUCCUGGGGUAGCCGUUCCGACAACACCCGCGGCAAACUAGUUUUCAGCGCUGCUUCGGAUACGGGUCUAACCGUUCUCAAUGAUGGCUCACCCACUUUCCGGCGUGGAACAACGGAGUCAGCCAUCGACGUAUCGCUAGCGUCGAGCGCUAUUGUAGGCAAGCUCCUCUGGUCCUCGGACGAUGACCCGCGAGGAAGCGACCACAUGCCCAUCAUGUUGGCGCUCAACGGCAAACCUGAAGAAAUCUACAGAAGACCGAGGUGGUUAUACGAUCGCGCCGACUGGGACGGCUACCAACGAGUAGUCGAGGCCGAGCUGGAAGCAAAUCCACCAACAUCAGCAACAGAGCUAUCCGAAGUCAUCCUCCGAGCGGCCGAAAGCUGCAUACCAAAAUCGAGCCCCAACCCAGGACGAAAGGCGGUACACUGGUGGAACGACACCGCCAAGAAAGCCGUCAAGCGUAGGCGCAAAGCUCUCCGAGCGCUAAAAAGGGGAAAAGACCGACUGCAAGCAGGACACCCUGACCUCGAAGAACUCCGUACGGAUUACCAAGCCGCCCGCAACGAGUGCCGGCAAACCAUCAGGGAAGAAAAAGAGAAAAGCUGGACAAACUUUCUGGACGGAAUCAACAGCAACCAACCCUCCGCCGAGCUUUGGCGUCGAGUGAAUUGCUUCCAAGGCAAGCGCAAAUGCAAAAGUGCGAUCCAGAUCCCACCCGACAGCGGAGAAGAAUUCAACAGGCCUUUCACGUUCGCUGAGCUGGAGUACGCCCUCCAGAAGGGAAAGGGCAAGUCAGCCGGCCCCGACGACCUGGGCUACCCCAUGUUGAAGCACCUGCCCGUCGGCGGAAAAACCACCGUCCUCAGCUCCAUCAACAAGGAGUGGCAAGAAGGAACACUCCCGACACAAUGGAAGUCCAGCUUCGUCGUGCCCAUUCCGAAAGGCCGCGGCUCUCCCAACGACGUCCCCAACUACCGACCCAUCGCCCUCACCAGCGUAGUCUCCAAGAUAAUGGAGAGAAUGGCCAAUCAGCAGUAG
Messenger RNA from Armigeres subalbatus, 1626 nucleotides. RefSeq lists its product as uncharacterized. The transcript has 4 exons. The record is from RefSeq and is a predicted model, not a curated record. NCBI's taxonomy places the organism in Eukaryota, Metazoa, Arthropoda, Insecta, Diptera, Culicidae. Gene Ontology annotation, molecular function: catalytic activity. Bases 1 to 1626 code for a protein of 541 amino acids.